Molecule: messenger RNA, 4480 nt
Organism: Colletes gigas
Lineage: Eukaryota; Metazoa; Arthropoda; Insecta; Hymenoptera; Colletidae
Gene: mus101
Product: DNA topoisomerase 2-binding protein 1
Exons: 24
Coding region: 532-4467 (1311 amino acids)
Biological process (GO): DNA replication initiation; mitotic G2 DNA damage checkpoint signaling; mitotic DNA replication checkpoint signaling
Source: RefSeq, a predicted model, not a curated record
UGAUCUGGGCACACUGUACUGACUACUGAACAGUAGUUUAGGCGCGAGAAAUUUUGUCAUACGUAACUGUGUCAUAAUAACAAUUUGUAAUUUAAAGAAUUAUAGACAUUUAUAGUAGCAGUUGUAAUAUUAUUAAAACAUCACGAACAUCAUUUUAUAAAAUAUGUAGAAGUAUAUUUCUAGUAUUAAAAGAUUCCUCGACGUUUAUUUGUUAAAGAGCACUAACCUAUCCCCGAAUGAUUUAAGCCAGCACGAUGACACUUUAAACGAUUAAAGUUCGUUUCAUGAAUUACAGUGGUUAAAAUUACCGUGUACUGUACGAAAUUAAAUUGUGUAAUGUUACUUAUAAUUCUAUAAUCAGUGUUAUCUAAUCAUUUCAUCAGUAUUUAUUAAAACUUAUGUACGACGUCAUGUUCUGUAACAUUCAAACAUGUUUCGUUCUUGAAUAGAAUAUAUUUUUAACAAAUAAUAGAACUGCGGUAUUUGCUUACAACAAUCUCACUUCCGAGUCGAAGUAUUUUUGUUACCAAAAUGGUUAAUGAGGAAAGUCAAAUUGAUACAGGUGUAAAUCUUUACUUUGUUGUGCCAAAUAAAUACAAGUCUGAAGAUGAUUGCACAGAAGAGAUGUGGCAUACAUACAAUAAAUGUUGCGAAAAUGAGUUACAACCAAUGUGGAUUACUGAAUCUAAAUGUGAUAAAAUGAAACCAGCUAAAAAUGAUGUUUUUAUAAUGGAAGAAUUUGAAGGUGAUACAUUUGAGAAAUUAAAAACGUUCAAAUGUCCGAUAGUUGGACCCAGAUGCUUGCUGCUUUGUUUUAUCAAUGGAGAACCAAUCCCAGAAGGAAAGAGUCCAGUAUAUACAACAUCUAUGAGAGGACUUUGUAUAUGUGCUUCUGGUUUCUCUCCACAAGAGAAAGAACACAUAGAAAAAUUAGUGGAGUACAUGGGUGGUAUUUUUACAAAACAGUUACGUAGUCGUGUAACUCAUCUUAUAACAGCAUCUGUGAUGUCUGCAAAGUAUGAGACUGCCAUAGAGAUGCAAAUACCAAUAGUUACAAAGAAAUGGAUUGAUACAAUUUGGGAAGUAAAUUUAAAGGAAUUUGUUAAAGCAGACGAUAGCAUGUUUGAUAAAUACAAAGCAUCUGUUUUCCUUAAUUUAAUUGUAACAUCGACGAACCUUCCAAAACGUGAAAAAGAAGAAGUCAAACGCUUAAUCAGUGAUCAUGGAGGAAUAUUUAUGGGUCCCCUAGAUGGAGCAAAAGUUAAAGUUGUGCUCGCGCCUGAAAAUAGUCCAUUAAGUGAAAAAUUGAGAUAUGCAAGACGAGCAAACAUUGCUUGUUUAACGCCAAAUUGGGUCUAUGAAAGCAUAAAAGUUGGCUAUGCUUUACCCUUCAAGAAUUUUUUGAUCAAAUCAUCAAAAGCGUGUUCCACUCCAGAACGAAUGAAUGCGACAUGCGAAACUUUUAAUUGUUCAACAAUAAGUGCUAUAACAUGUGAUCUGCAACCAGUUAAUUGCGUGGAUGAAAGUUUACUAACAACAAUCAGCAGUGCAUCUACUUUAGACCUAUUACCUAAUUCUGCCAGGUCAAGUAUAGUUUUGGAUAGGCUUUCAUUCGGUGAAGCAAAGUCGGCUGGUCCGUUUUUGGAUGGGUGUAACAUUUACCUUGCUGGAUUUGCUUCUAAUCAAAGGGAUAAGCUUAACAAAAUAUUAAACGUAGGCAGUGCAACGCGACUCGAUGAUAUAUCGGAUGCUUUAACACACGUUAUCGUAGGUGAUGAAAAUAGAGCAGCGAGCGACAUGAAACUAAUGAAAUCGAAAGGAUUAUGUCCGUAUAUAUUAACUUUGGAAUGGCUGGAGGAGAGUGUCAAAUUAAAACGACCCGCACCGGAGGAGAAUUUUUUAUUCCAACAAAAAUGUAAUGUAAUACCAACGGCUACGGAACCUCAAUCCCCGUUAAGCAAAAGAGUAAGUGUACAACAUAUCCGGCAAGUAAAAUCUAUCUACUUCAAAAUUACACAUAUUUUUCAGAAUUUACAAAUGUUGCAAAAACCGAAGAAGGUACCUAUUCCGUCUUUUGAUAUAGAUAAAAAAUUGUCAAUGCUCGAAAAAGAGAAAGACUCUGAUCUUGUACAACAAUAUCUUCAAGAUACAGUUGUUUCAGUAAAUGAUAAUACAAUACAAGAAUUUCUGAAGUCACGUACACCUGUUACAGAAGAGAAUAAUGAGAAAACUAUAAUCAAUGAUCGUGAAAGUCAAGCAAGACAAUUAAAAAAUACAUUAGUAUCUGAAACUAUACAAAGUAAACCUAAAAUAGAUGAUACCGAGAUGCCAAUCAGCCAGACUUCCACUAUAAAUGAAAAGCUGUUUGAAGGACAUACAUUCGUUGUAACUGGCUUCAGCGAGGAAGAGAGUUAUGUAGCAGGAACUAUUGUGGCAAUGGGUGGACAGGUUGUUUCAAGCACAUUCGUUGGUAUCCCAGACUAUGGUGUUGUACCUAAAUGCGGCGCAUUUUUAAAAUAUACUGUAAAUGAAAUUGUUACUGACUUAUUCAUUGAAGACUGUGUAAACCAAGAAGUAAUAGUUGAUAUUAUGUAUUACCACAGACCUUUGUCUAUUAAGAAACAUACGAAUCCAUUAUCAGGCUGUAUUAUUACAAUGAGCAUGUAUACAGGUCUAGAACGAACAUACCUUGCGACUUUAGCUACCGAAUUGGGUGCCAUGUGUCAAGAUAUUUUCGUACGUAAAACCAACAUCGAAAAGAACACGUACGGAAGCACACAUUUAGUCUGCCCAACGCCAGAAGGAAAUAAAUAUAAUGCGGCAGUGAAAUGGAAAUUACCAGCUGUUACUGCCGAGUGGUUAAAAGCUUGCGCUGCUCAUUCAAAACGGGUCGAUGAGACUCCGUAUCUUGUAGGAGAAACUAUAGCUCCGGAAAGACCCAACGAAAAUUGCAGUACAGAUACAAGUUUAUCUAAGGCCAAUACAAGUCAAAUGCAUUCCCCAAAUGAAUCAAUGGUUAGAAAUAUUAUUACUCCAAAACGACAUUUACCUCAAUUACAAAGUCAAGAUGGCAGUUCUGGUGAGACGCCGCUAAUAAAUAAAAGACUUAGCUUGCUUAUGAAUAAAACAUCAGAAUCGCCAUUUCAUGUGUCUACACCGAGUACACCCUAUGGUCAAGUAUUUAAACCAAAUCCCUCGCCAGAGACACGGAAAGGUUGGAUCAAAUGGAUUGACAAUUUUCCGGAUUUAAGGGUAGAAGAACCUCCCUUGAAACGAAGACCACCCAGCACCCCUCUUUCCGAAUUGAAAAGACAAUUGUGGCAAAAAUUGAAAAAUAUUGAUCAUAACCAGGAAGAAAAUGCAGUUGAAACACUACUUGAUACUAAUGAUCGUACACCAGCAGAAACACCUGAAGCAACGGAAAGUAAUAGCACUAAAGCAACUACAACUACUCCCAUUAAUAGAAAAUUGGAUUUCCCAGAUGAAAACAGUCCACAAAAUAAUGAAAUUAACAUGCAAAUCGCACAAUUACAUCAAGUACUCCAAAGGACAUCGAGUACACCUGAAAAUAGAUAUUCCCUUUCUGGAGAAAAUGCGAACACAUACAAUGCAGAACCUUCAGAUCCUAUACAGAAAUUUAGCGUAAAAGAUUCACAACCUAUUGAUGCUAUUGUUUGGGAAGACCCAAGUCACGCGAGACGCCUGGCAAUACACGAAGAACAAAAUAACAUGGAACAUGUUGACGAAGAAUCGCCAGAAGAAUCUGAGCCCGAGCCUCCGAAAAAACGGAAGUUCAUGCUCUCUGGCGUAAAGGACAGAAUAUUAUACGAACAAGUAAUAAAAGACCUCGGUGGUGACGUAUCCUUGGAUACUAAAUUUGAUACCAGCGCAACGCAUUUGCUUUGCCUUCGACCUGCAAGAAACGAAAAAAUGCUUGGUAGUAUAGCAUCUGGAAAAUGGGUACUGCAUUGUAUGUACCUCCGUGAUUCAGAGCAAGAAGGAAAAUUCCUCGAUGAAGAAAAAUAUGAAUGGGGAAAUCCGAAAAGCAAAGGUAUCAUACCCGAUCCAGUUGGAGAAAUUGAAGAAAUGAUCGCAGCCGCUGCUUAUAGAUGGAGGCUCAAUUUAUUAAAAGAACCACGAGGACCAUUUAAUAACAUGGUAGCUCUAUUACUAGUUUCUGAUGAGAAGUACGAUCAAUUUGAACGAUUAAUUAACGCUGGAGGCGGCAAAGUUGUUCAAGCAAGACCACCGUACGACACGAGCCCGUCAGAAAAGAAGAUCACCCAUUGCUUCGUUAAUAUCAGGCAAGUUAACCAGCCAAUCGAUUGGGCAAUGUUAGCAAACAAAGGUAUUCUUUGCUUCGUACCACAGUAUUUAAGCAACUAUCUCACCGAGACAACGCCGUCAAAUCCACGAGAAUGUGUAAUUCCAGAAUUUAAAAAGUAUUUAGCGCUUCUACCGAAGUAAGAGAGUGAUAAAU